Messenger RNA from Symbiodinium sp. CCMP2592, 2766 nucleotides. The record is from the annotation of a GenBank genome assembly. NCBI's taxonomy places the organism in Eukaryota, Dinophyceae, Suessiales, Symbiodiniaceae.
AUGCAAUUUCCUGUGCAUCCUGCAAAGAAACACAGAAAUAACCCCAAACCUAUCCGAGGACAUCGCACGCUUCCGCCGGUGCCCAACUUCAAUGAUGCCUCGGUGUGUGAGACGAUUGCAGCCGAGCUGGCGCAGCAAGAGGCUGUGUUAGAGCAGUUGCAAAUCAUGGAGCAGCUAUAUGCCGAGGAACUUGAAUUGGGCAAGUUACUCUCUAGAUUGGAGCUGGAGGAUAAGCCCGAACCCCUGCCAAUCUCCAAGACAGCACCCAGUCCCGAUGAGCUGGAGACGCUUCCAAUGGUUUGGGAUGAUCCCUCCCAUGGGGGGUGGGCUCCUCCGGUUGAGCCCCUGCUGGAGGAUGCUUCCAGGCUAGAAGCUGACAGCUGGAAAGAGCUCGGCUUGCACCCGUACGAUGAUGAAGAGUGCGAGGAAAAGCCCAAGCUGCAGCGAGCGGUGCAAAUUGAUCCAGGGGCUUGUGAAGCCAUGGUUCGAGCUCCAGCUACAGCUGCCGAAGCUCCUGAGCCCGAGGACUCCAAUCCAACAGCGACGGUGGGCGAUGUUGAUAUGGAUGGUGUCGCAGCAAAGCCGAGUGCUCCUGAUUCCGAGGCCUCCGAUCCAACAGCUAUGGACGAUGUGGCAUCAAAUGAUGAUGCAGCACCUGAGGCUGAGUCCUCCAAUCCUGUUGCGGAUGGUGUCGCAGCAGAACUGAGUGCUCCUGAAUCCGAGCCCUCCGAUCCAACAGCUAUGGCAAUGGACGAUGCUGCCGCUGAUGGUGCCGAAGCACCGAGUGCACUGGCGGCCCCUGCCUGCUUGCAGAAACUCCGGGCAAUUUCCCCGGCUGAGCAGUCAAAGCUUGUGAAGCCGGACAAGGAUCCGAACGGUCGCGGUAGAAGCCGAGGCCGUGGGCGUGGGGGCCGUGGACGUGGCCGAGGAGGUCGUGGCAAACCUGAGCCUGUGGCAUGCGAUAGGAGUGACGAGGAGGAGCAUUCAGAGCAUGAUUCCGAGGAUGAGAUGGCUACCGAGGUCCCGGAGACCAAAGGUGCGAGUGCAACUGCGAAAAGCAAAGCCUUGCCCAAGCGAAAGGCCGCAGCCAAAAAGAAGCCGAAAGCCAAGUCUGCCUCGAAGAAGGCUGUGGCUGACGAGGAUGAUGACGGGGCCACCAGUGGAGAGGAUGAUGGCUCCAAAAAGCAGAUCAAGCGACGAUGCGCCGAGGACGGGAAGUCUUCUGCAGCCAAGAAGGUCAAGCGCGCCAUGGUUGCAAGCGAGGAAGACUCCGCCGAGGCAGACUCCUUUGAAGCUGGUUUUCGCUGUGUGGGGGGCGAUCCAAGCCCAGCAUCGAAGAGAACGGCAAUCCAGAAGGCCGGCGGCAGCCGACGGCCAAAAAGCAAGUCCGCCAAGAAGCUUGGCAAGGAUGGUGAUCGCGACAAGAAGCCGGACAAGGCUGGUGGUUGCGACAAGAAUCCGAGCAAGACCAAGGGUGGUGAUUGCAACAAGAAGCCGAGCAAGACCAAGGGCGGUGAUUGCGACAAGAAGCCGAGCAAGACCAAGGCUGGUGAUUGCGACAAGAAGCCGAGCAAGACCAAGGGUGGUGAUUGCGACAAGAAGCCCAGCAAGACCAAGGGUGGUGAUUGCGACAAGAAGCCGAGCAAGACCAAGGCUGGUGAUUGCGAUGCGGAUGAGAAGGACAAGGCUGCCGAGACAAAGGCUAGAUUGUCCCGGAAGAGUUGUGCGUAUCACAAGGCACGAGCGGAGGCCAAAGCAAACGGAGCCAGUGAUGAGCAGGCCAAGGAGGCUGCUAAGAAGGUUCCCGACAGCUGGCAGAAAGCCGUCAAGGCCUUUGACAAAGAGCUCACGGAGCUUGUUUCCAUCCCGGAGCCGGGCCGUGCAGCCUACAAUGGUCUGGUGCAAAUGGAUACAGCUGGAGCACCUGCCAUUGCUUCUGCUGGUGGUGUAUUUGUUGCCGGCAAUGCUACCACCCAGCCAGAGGAGACCCUGAUCGAUACCCAGAACGAAAAACCAAUCGUUCCAAGAGCGCUUUCUUUCGAUAGUGCUUGGAGGGCGGAUGAACUGGAAUCCCCGCCUCCACCCAAGGAUUCCCAGCCCGUGGACUCCAAGCCACCACCUGAGUGCACCGCAGAAGGCAGCAAGCCCACGCCGACUCUGGCAAACCAGUGCAGCCCCAGCAAGGCCAAUCCAAGCCCGAAGAAGGUGAAGCACAGCCCGAAGAAGUCCAAGCACAGCCCUUUGAAGCCCAGCCCAAAGAAGUCCAAGCACAGCCCUUUGAAGCCGAGCCCAAAGAAGUCCAGGCACAGCCCUUUGAAGUCCAGCCCAAAGAAGUCAACCCCCAAGAAGGCUACGGUGGAAGGAGAAAGCGACUCUCCACUCAGUACACCGGCCUCUGCCUUGUCACGGGGUGCAAGUACCGCUACUCUGGGAAGCAGAUCAUCAGGCAAGACUAGGUCAAGCAGCAAGUUUGACAAGUACUACCACCAGAUGAGGCGUACGUGCAAGCCCACCAACGGCCCGACAAAGGCGUCCAAGGAAGCCCUGCAGCUCUGGGGUUCGGAGAGUGGAAGGGAGAAGCUUCGAAAGCUCCUGAUCGAGAAGGGUACCUUCAAGGAGGUUGAGCUUCACCUGGCUAAGUACAAGAGCCAUGUCGAGAAGGAUGCCACGAAGGGACGUUGGGUGACCAAGGCAUAUCUUAUGGAAAAGUGCGGCUACACAAGGUUGCUAGGUUGCAGCCUCACUUCCAAACCCCAUAAACCCUAA